AUGACACCGAGCACCGCCGUUGGGACGGGGAACGGUGGAGGCGCAGGAGCUGAAGGUGGGCUUAAGAAGGGGCCGUGGACGGCGUCGGAAGAUGCGAUUCUUGUGGAAUAUGUGAGGAAGAACGGGGAAGGGAAUUGGAACGCCGUUCAGAGAAAUUCUGGACUUAACCGUUGUGGUAAAAGCUGCCGCCUCCGUUGGGCUAACCAUUUACGGCCUAAUUUGAAAAAGGGCGCUUUCUCCCCUGAAGAGGAGCGGCUCAUUCUUCAACUCCAUGCCAAGUAUGGCAACAAAUGGGCCCGCAUGGCUUCUCAGCUACCGGGAAGAACAGACAAUGAGAUUAAGAAUUACUGGAACACAAGGAUAAAAAGACGGCAACGACAGGGCCUUCCGUUAUAUCCACACGACAUAAAGCCAUUGUCGGCGCAAUCACAACCGACGACACCAACAAGCCCCCUCCCGUCCCCGACGACAUCGACAUCAACGCCAACGACACCGACAGGCAUUCCGACCUCCAUGUUCCAGUUCCACAGCCUCAGUCCAAGCUCAAUGCAUUCCCUCUCCCCAACGCCACCCCCUCACUCUCCUCUAUCUUCACCACACCAACACGAACCCCACACUUUCUCAUCCUUCCCCUUCACCGCCCCAAGCUCUUUCACCUUCCACCGCCCACCACCCAUCCUCGCCGCGCCGAUUCGUUUCAAGCAUUUUCGGGCUAACACCAAUACUACCCCUGUUUUUACUCAUCAUCCCAGUCUUUUAACCCAUUCUCCGACGCCGCCGCCGCCGCAACAGCUCUCUCAUGUGGACUCUUUCCAAUUCCCCAUGACUUUGGCUACCAAUUCUCCUUCUCCGUCUCCUACGUCGCACAUUCUUCAAACCCACUCUGGAAUGGUUAUGAAUAACUGUAUGGGUUCUCUAAAACAGGACCUGUCUCCAACCCAAUUUCACCAAAUUAACGUUCCCCAUACUGGGUUGAGCUUCAACGAUGACAAGGUCGGCUCCGCCAUGAGUUUCAGCAGCGGCGUUGGCCUGCUGGAGGAUCUGUUGGAGGAAGCUCAGGUAUUGGGGUGCGAUGUGAACUCAAAUGCUAAACUAAGUUCAUCUUCUUCAUGUUUGGUUUCGCCCGGUGAACAGCGGCUGUUUGAUGACUUCCAUAAGUUGGCUCAAGACUCCAACACUUGCUUAUUUUUCAGCACAAAAGCAAAGGAGGAUGGAGGCGAGUGCGGUAGCCCAGCAGCGAGUGAGGACUGGUCGAAGCUACUGAAUGCGGCCAUCCCAUCAAACAUUCAACUUCCACAAUGGUACGACACGAACAAGGAAGAAGAACAACAAAUCUCGUAUGGACAAACCGUUUCAUCAGCUUUACCAAAUCAUCAUCAUCAUCAACAAAACCAAGAUGACAACGUAGGAGAACUGGACGUCCAACAACUGGCUGCCUUUUUCCCUGUCGCCACUGAACAAGACCAACCUCCAGUAACCAACAAUUCAUCCUGCCCUUGGGAUAAUUUGCCUGGAAUCUGCUAA
Molecule: messenger RNA, 1524 nt
Organism: Cucurbita moschata (crookneck pumpkin)
Lineage: Eukaryota; Viridiplantae; Streptophyta; Magnoliopsida; Cucurbitales; Cucurbitaceae
Product: transcription factor MYB97-like
Exons: 3
Coding region: 1-1524 (507 amino acids)
Source: RefSeq, a predicted model, not a curated record